Molecule: messenger RNA, 1459 nt
Organism: Nycticebus coucang (slow loris)
Lineage: Eukaryota; Metazoa; Chordata; Mammalia; Primates; Lorisidae
Gene: ABHD1
Product: abhydrolase domain containing 1
Exons: 9
Coding region: 176-1375 (399 amino acids)
Biological process (GO): medium-chain fatty acid catabolic process; medium-chain fatty acid biosynthetic process
Molecular function (GO): acetylesterase activity; monoacylglycerol lipase activity
Source: RefSeq, a predicted model, not a curated record
GCGCCGCGGGCGGGGGGAGGGGCGGGGCGAGCCGCGGGCAGCGGGACGGGACCCGCAGAAGCGGCCCAAUGGCGUGUAACGGGCGGGGCCCGGCACGCACCUGCUGGCCGACUGGUCCGAGUCGGCGAACCAGAGCGAGUGGAGAGCCUUGGAGUCGGAACUUCCCCAACACAAGAUGUUGAGCUCCUCCCUGAGCCUCCAGAAUGGUACCUGGUCAGAGACCUUCUCUCUGCUCUUGGCUCUUGCCGUUGCCCUCUACUUAGGCUACUACUGGACAUGUGUGCCCCAGAGGCCUCAGCUGGUAGCUGGGCCCCAGUUUCUGGCUUUCCUGAAGGAACACUGUUCAGUUACUGUGGAGACUUUCUACCCUACAAUAUGGUGUUUUGAGGGUCGGCUACAAAGCAUCUUCCGAGUCUUCCUGCAAUCCCAGCCCUUAGUCCCUUACUGGAGCGAAGUCCUCCACACGCCAGAUGGAGGCCAGGUCCUGCUAGACUGGGCUGAACAGCCUGACAGCAAUCAAUAUCCUGAUCCUGCUACCCAGCCCAUUGUGUUGCUGCUUCCUGGCAUCACUGGCAGUAGCCAGGAGUCAUACAUCUUGCACCUUGUUAACCAAGCUUUGAGGGAUGGUUAUAGGGCUGUCGUGUUUAAUAACCGGGGCUGCCGUGGGGAAGAACUGCUGACCCACAGGGCUUUUUGUGCCAGCAAUACUGAAGAUCUGGAGACAGUUGUGAACCAUAUAAACCACCAUUACUCCCAGGCUCCACUGCUAGCCGUGGGCAUCUCUUUUGGAGGGAUAUUGGUGCUGAACUACCUGGCCCAGACAGGGAAGGCUGCAGGGCUGGUGGCAGCACUAACUCUGUCUACAUGCUGGGAUUCCUUUGAGACCACUCACUCCCUGGAAACCCCACUCAACUUGGUGCUGUUCAAUCAGCCCCUCACUGCUGGGCUCUGCCAACUUGUGGAACGAAAUAGAAAAGUGAUUGAAAAAGUGGUGGAUGUAGACUUUGUACUACAGGCCCACACAAUCCGCCAGUUUGAUGAGCGUUACACAUCUGUGGCCUUUGGAUAUCAGGACUGUGUUGCCUACUACCAAGCAGCGAGCCCAAGGACCAAGGUAGAUGCCAUCCAGAUCCCUGUGCUCUGCCUCAAUGCAGCAGACGACCCCUUCUCCCCAGCCCAUGCCCUUCCUGUGCAGGCUGCCCACCACUCCCCUCACGUUGCGCUGCUCAUCACAGCACGGGGUGGCCAUAUUGGCUUCCUCGAAGGGCUGCUCCCAUGGCAGCACUGCUACAUGAGCCGCCUCUUACACCAGUAUGCCAGAGCCAUCUUCCAGCACCCAGUGGAGAUGCUUGACCUCACAGCUCUCACCUUCUGAGGACAGAAAUGGCUGACCAGAGUACCAUCUGGGGUCUCAGUUCAGUCUUCCCUUGUUUAUUAAAUAUCAACUUUUCUUGCCUAA